GGUUGUCCGGAAGUGAUGAUUGAUUGUCUCUGUCGGCCGUGCGUCAUCAUAUAUGAAGGAAACAAAAGUAAAUACCGAGCAACAUAUUUGGAAAGUAAACAGUUUGAAGUAUCUUCUUCAUCUGCUGCUGCUUGUAGUGAAGAAGAAGAGAUGGGGCUGGAGAAUUUCAUGAAAAAUGGGGUGCCCUUCAUUGUAAUGAUAAUAGUAGAGAGCGGGGAAGUAGGGAUGAUAACAUUGGGCAAAGCAGCCAUGGAUAAUGGAAUGAGCAAUCUUGUUUAUGUUGUUUAUUACAAUUCCCUAGGCACCCUCCUCCUCUUUCCCUUCUUUAUCUUCCGCUUCUUCAGAAGUGACAGGCCUCCUCUCACUCUCAAUCUUAUUUUCAGAUUCUUUCUUCUUGGUCUGAUUGGGAUAUGUUUUCUGCAGAUUUUUGCAUAUGCAGGUAUUGGUUACAGCUCCCCCACUCUAGCUACUGCUAUGGGUAAUCUCAUACCAGGUUUUACUUUCUUGCUGGCUGUCAUUUUCAGAAUGGAGACUUUGGAUGUGAGAAGACUAACCAGUCAAGCAAAAGUGUUGGGAACCAUUAUAGCAAUAUCGGGUGCAUUUGUGAUGACACUCUACAAAGGCCGGUUGAUACAGCUGUUUUCAUCUGCUUCUAAUCUCCCUUACAUUCAGCUUAUGUCACAACAAUCAAAUUGGAUUCUUGGAGGAAUAUGUCUUGCAAUCACUUGCAUUUGUUCUUCAAUGUGGAACAUUCUUCAGACAGCAACUGUUAAGGAAUACCCCGACGAACAAACAAUAGUCUUUUUCUUUUGCUUUUUCGGAACCAUCCAGAGUGCAAUAUAUUCCCUCCUUGUCGAAAGAGAUCCUGAAGCUUGGGCGCUGCGUCCAGACAUAAGCAUGAUAGCCAUUAUAUUUGCAGCGGUAUUUGGGAGUGUGUUUCGGACAACCGUUUUCACAUGGUGUCUACGCAAGAAGGGUCCAGUUUAUGUAUCAAUGUUCAAGCCUUUAGGAAUGGUCAUUGCAGUGAUUCUGGGAACAAUUUUCCUAGGUGAUGAACUUUAUUUAGGCAGCAUUAUAGGGGGGAGUAUAAUUGCAGUAGGAUUUUAUACGGUGAUGUGGGGACAAGCUAAAGAGAAAUACAUGGCAGUGGCAGUGGAUGAUUUCUGUGCACUGGAAUCAACACCACCUCGGAACCAUCUUUUACAAAAAUAAGUUACUUGGGAAACACCUUAAUGCUACCUAUGCAUAAUUGUUACUUGAAUUUAUAAUUGUGUAGGCACAAAGAAUGUCUAACUUUUGCGUAAUAUAAUAGCCUUUUAUGCUGAUUGCUGCCAGUAAUUGAGUAAUCUUGCUACA
Molecule: messenger RNA, 1356 nt
Organism: Daucus carota subsp. sativus
Lineage: Eukaryota; Viridiplantae; Streptophyta; Magnoliopsida; Apiales; Apiaceae
Product: WAT1-related protein At5g40240
Exons: 7
Coding region: 16-1212 (398 amino acids)
Cellular component (GO): plasma membrane
Molecular function (GO): transmembrane transporter activity
Source: RefSeq, a predicted model, not a curated record